AUGACCCAAAAACCGAAACCGGAGAUGAGGGAAAUACUCACAAGACAUAAAGAACAACUGAGAGAGACACUCUCGCUAUUAAUCGAGUGUGUCAGUAACAAAUCUAAACGAAUUCUAUUCCAAAUUUAUCAUGACUUGAAGCAUAAAGCCGAUUACUGCCUAAGAAGAGAGGGAAUUCUACGGGUCGUUAAUUCAAAAAAAACUCAUAUGGCCACUAUCGUAGAAUUCAUAUCCCGAAAGUACAAUAUCGAAAAUAUAAAUGAACUGACAAUAACGAAGUUGGAUAAAAUUCAACAUGAAUAUCUAAUGAGGCAGAUUGAAACUAAGCCACUGCAUUCUAUUCUUUUCCAGUAUUUGAAGGACACUGAAGUUAAUGUUAAUGAAUCUGCAGGGUGGCUAGUUCAUGGAAACAACUCCGCAAGAACUGAAGGAAUGUGUUGUUCACUACAGGAUCGAAAUUUGUUUUUUGAUAACGGAGAAAAUAAAUGCAAUCACUGCAACUCAGCAAAGAAGACCGUUGAUCACCUUGCUACCAGAUGUGGACGAAUGCUGAACAGCUCUUACCUGAGACGGCAUAAUGAAGUUGUCAAAUGUCUACAUUUGCAUUUAUGCCGCCAAUACGGGAUAAGAAAAAUGAAGAAAUUAAAAACUCACUCAGUUCAAUCUGUUGUCGCCAAUGAAAUUCGAGUUGACACAACUAUUUCUACGGAUACGGCUGUUUCAAAACAAUAA
Molecule: messenger RNA, 732 nt
Organism: Octopus sinensis (East Asian common octopus)
Lineage: Eukaryota; Metazoa; Mollusca; Cephalopoda; Octopoda; Octopodidae
Exons: 1
Coding region: 1-732 (243 amino acids)
Source: RefSeq, a predicted model, not a curated record